CUUAAUACGGAGUACAUAUUAGAGAAUCAUCAAAAGGAAGGGAGAAAUUUUUAGCCCAAAUACACGGAGGCUAGAAAGAACAUUGAGCUUGGGUGAAGGUGUUGGCCCAUUAAGCAGCGGCCGAACCCUCCAAAAUUCGGAUACCUGUCCAACCCGCCCCGAGCAGUCCCGGGUCUGCACAAUUUGAUUGUUUCCUGAUUCCGAGCUGUUUGAUUUCUCCCUGCGUGGUCUCGCCAUGGCCACGUUCACCCACCUUUGAUGCUUCUUCUUCUCCUUCUCAUCAACGCUUGGCCGUCUCCCGAUCUCCCCGGCGAUCCAAGAACAACCCCCAAUUCAUGAACGCCGCCGCCUCCGCGCGAAAUGGUAAACCCUCCCAGACUCAAAUCUCUUCAUUAUCUGAUUCGUCGCCGCCGGACCAGUGAUAACGACACUCGCUCUUCAUACACGAGUUCUCUUUAUUUUUCAUCGAGGCCGCAUGUUUGUGAAUUGGCCGAGUCUCAUAGAAAUCAAGAACAGAGUGUAAAUUCAUCACUGGACUUGGUCUCCAAGGUCUGUGGAAUUUUGUCGAAUCGUCGGAUUCAGUGGAAACAGAGCGAGGAGCUGGACUCCUUGCGCCCUAAGCUGAGACCCCACCACGUUGCGAGGGUGGUUGAGAUCCAUGAGAACAGCGACACAGCUCUCCAGUUCUUUUAUUGGGUUUCUAAGAGGCAUUUUUACAAACAUGAUAUGCAUUGUUAUGUGUCGAUGCUGAAUAGGCUCUUGAGGGAGAAGAAAUGUGAACAUGCUGAUCAUGUCAAGAUUCUGAUGAUAAAAGAUUGCAGGAACAUGGAAGAAAUGAUGAGGGUUGUUGAGUAUUUGAACGAGAUUAGGAAAAGGGGCCUCGGGCAUGGUUUGUAUAGUUAUAAUACUCUCUUGAUUCAGCUAGCCAAGUUUGACAUGGUUGAGGCUGCUCAAACUGCUUUCAGAGAAAUGAUAGACAACGGGGUCCAUCCUAGCUUGCUAACUUUCAACACAAUGAUAAAUAUAUUGUGUAAGCAAGGGAAGGUGAAGGAGGCUCAAGGGAUAUUGAGUCAAAUAUAUGGGAAUGGGAUGCUUCCAGAUGUUUUCACACACACAUCCUUCAUGCUUGGGCACUGCAGGAACAUGAACAUAGAUUUGGCCUUUCAUGUUUUCAAUCAGAUGGUAAAUGAGGGAAUUCACCCAAAUGCAGUAAGUUAUGCGACUCUCAUAAAUGGGCUGUGUAGCCAAGGGAGAGUUGAUGAGGCUUUGAUUUUGCUGAAGGAGAUGAAUGAGAAAGGGGUUGAACCAACGGUGUACACAUACACUGUUCCGAUUACUUCAUUAUGCGCGACAGGACGUGUAGAGAAGGCUAUCGAUCUUGUGUUGAUCAUGAGAAAGAGAGGUUGUAAGCCAAAUGUUCAAACAUACACCGCCUUGAUGAGUGGGCUUUGUUGUUCUGGUCGUCUUAAGGUAGUGAUUGGGUUGUUCAACAAGAUGGUCAGAGAGGGUGUGAUUCCAACUACAGUAACAUGCAAUGCUCUAAUCAAGGAAUUAUGUGAUGAGAGAUUAAUCAGUGCCGCCCAUAGUGUUCUUCGGUGGAUGAAGGCUCAUGGUUACCAGCCAAACUCUAAAACCUGCAAUACCCUCAUUCAUGGAUUGUGUACAGUGGGAAAUAUGGAGUGUGGAAUGGUACUUUUCAACGAAAUGUUAAAAUCGGGCCCCACCCCAACAGUGAUCACAUACAAUACGCUUAUAAGAGGAUACCUUGAACGGGGUCUCCUGGAGAAUGCUGUUAGGCUGUUGGAUAUGAUGAAGAAUUGUGGGGUUAAGCCAGACGAGUGGACUUAUGCAGAGCUUGUUUCUGGUUUCUUCAAAAGGGAGAAGAUUGAUUCGGCUGUAGCUUUCUUUGAGGAAAUGAUCACACAAGGGUUGAGUCCAAACAAGGUUAAUUACACGACAUUAAUAAACGGUCUUGCUAAAACAGAAAAAAUAGAUGCUGCGAUUGCUUUGUUCCAAACAAUGGAGAAGAACGGCUGCAGUCCAGGAAUUGAGACUUACAAUGUGAUUAUAAAUGGUUUAUUAAAAGAAAACCGGAUUUCUGAAGCAGAUAAAAUGUGGAAUACAUUUUCUGAAAGCGGUCUGGUCCCUAGUGUCAUCACAUACACAUCAUUGAUUGACUGGUUGUCGAAGAAUGGUGAUACACAAAAUGCAUUUAAAAUAUUCCGAGAAAUGGAAAAGGGGAAUUGCUUGCCAAACUUGUUCACUUAUAGCUCACUCAUCCACGGUUUAUGCCUCAAGGGCCAGGCGGAUGAUGCUGAGAUUCUACUUAAAGAAAUGGAGCUGAAGGGAAUAGUUCCUGAUCAUGUCACAUAUACUUCAUUGAUGGAUGGAUUUGUGGGUUUGGGUAGGCUAGAUCAUGCCUUCUUACUUCUCUCCAAAAUGAUUGAUAGUGGCUGCAGACCAAAUUAUAGAACCUUUACAGUGCUUGUGAAGGGUUUGCAAAAUGGGAAGGAGUAUGGUAUUGAUGCUUUAUUUAGGUUAUUAGAUCGAAUGUCGACAAUUGCUUGUGAACCCAAUUUAGAUACAUAUUCUGCCUUAGUGGUUGGACUUUGUAAAGAAGGCAAAACUGAUGAAGCAGAGCAGUUAGUUGCACAUAUGCUGGGAAAAGUGGAUCUUGCUCUGGAAAUUUUCCACUCAAUGACUUCGAAGGGCAUUUUACCUUCCUUGAAUAUAUAUCGGCUACUUAUUUUGUCUCUUUGUAGAGCACGGUGGGUAGAUGAUGCUGAAGCUUUGUUUAUUGGUGUUCUUGAGCAACAGCAUAACUGUGAUGAGAUUGUUUGGACCAUCCCUGGUUGAUGGUUUGCUCGAGGGAGAGUCAGAAAUGUGCAUGAAGCUUCUAUAUAAUCUAGAGUCCAAGAGAAUUAUUUUUCUUGGACCUGAAGGAUUUGAAACAUGGUGGUGUCUGAUAUGUGGAUUAGACAGCCCUCCUUGAUGCAUUGGUUUUUUUCUUUAAUGCAUCUCCCGGACAGAACUGCUCUGCGUGGCUUUCCCCUCCCAAAUUCAAUGAUCACAGAUUGUGAAAUUUCAUCUCAGAUGAACAUCCAUCAGACAUAAUGUGCAGUGGCAGAUUGCUGCCUGAGCUCCAGCAGCUAGUCAUUUUCAGAUCAUUCCAUAGAGAAGAGCUUGUGACGUGUCCAUACAUUCGGCUUUACUAUCAACGAUGAACCAUGAAACUUUGAGGUAGGAAAAACAACCUUAGAUGUACCCUCAUACCUAUUCAGGUAUUCAUUUCAUUUUUGUACCACAUAUUCUUUUUAGUUGCCAUUUUUUAAAAAUGAAAUUUGAAGAUGUAGCAGAAGUACAUAGGUUGCAGUGCGAAAUGUAUAUUGUUGGCAUAUGUUAGUUAUGUGUUAGAUUAGCGUGAAGGUGCUUCUCAGGACCUUCAUAGGAAUGCAUUGGAAGAUUGCCAAGAAAUAGUUGAGAUUUUU
Molecule: messenger RNA, 3488 nt
Organism: Cuscuta campestris
Lineage: Eukaryota; Viridiplantae; Streptophyta; Magnoliopsida; Solanales; Convolvulaceae
Source: the annotation of a GenBank genome assembly